Periconia digitata is the source of this 1521-nucleotide messenger RNA. The record is from the annotation of a GenBank genome assembly. NCBI's taxonomy places the organism in Eukaryota, Fungi, Ascomycota, Dothideomycetes, Pleosporales, Periconiaceae.
CGCUCGCUACCUGCAGUCAUCGAGAAAAUUCCGACUCGGAGUACGCACCAGAACUAUAUCUCUUCACACAAUUCUCGUGCGCUUGAUUUGUUUGCUUUAGAGAAACCAUACCCAGCAAUUAUGGAGGCAGUCAUUAACAAGUUUGAAGCCGUUCUCGGCGGUGCUGCCAGCAGCGGACACUCUGUUCUUCUACUGGGAGCCGGUUUCGUUACCCGACCUACAGUUGAGCUUCUUGGAAACUCAGGCAUCAAGGUCACAGUUGCUUGCAGGACUUUGGAGAACGCACAGAAGUUGGCCAAGGGUAUCAAGAACACCACAGCUAUCAGCCUGGACGUGAACGACUCUGAAGCUCUCGAUGCCGAAGUAGCCAAGGUCGAUGUUGCCAUUUCGCUUAUCCCUUACACGCACCACGCCACUGUCAUCAAAUCGGCCAUCCGCAAGAAGAAGCAUGUCGUCACAACCUCCUAUGUCUCGCCGGCGAUGCUUGAACUCGAUGCUCAGGCUAAGGAGGCCGGCAUCACUGUCAUGAAUGAGAUCGGUCUUGACCCGGGAAUCGACCAUCUCUCCGCAGUUCUCACCAUUGACGAGGUCCACAAGGCAGGUGGCAAGAUCCUUAGCUUCAAGUCAUACUGCGGUGGCCUUCCCGCCCCUGAAGCGUCAGACAACCCUCUUGGAUACAAAUUCUCGUGGAGCUCCCGUGGUGUGCUUCUCGCACUGAGGAACGCUGCCAAAUACUGGAAGGACGGGAAAGUCGUCGAGGUUGAAGGCCCAGAACUGAUGGCCGAGGCGAAGCCCUACUUUAUCUACCCCGGCUACGCUUUCGUUGCCUACCCCAACCGGGACUCCACUCCUUACAAGGAGCGAUACAACAUCCCCGAGGCCCAGACCAUUGUCCGUGGAACACUGAGAUACCAGGGCUUCCCCGAGUACAUCAAGUGCCUUGUAGACAUCGGUUUCCUUUCCGAGGACCCCAAGGACUUCCUCAAAGAAGGUGAGAAGCGCACAUGGAAGGAGGCCACUGCCAAGAUCAUCGGUGCCGCCAGCGACAAGGAGGAAGACAUCGUCUGGGCCAUCUCCUCCCAAACUAAGUUCGCUUCCACUGAGGAGAAGGACCGUAUCCUUGACGGUCUCCGCUGGAUCGGUCUCCUCUCUUCCGAACCCAUCAUUCCUCGCGGCAACGCCCUGGAUACACUUUGUGCGACGCUCGAGAAGAAGAUGCAGUACGAGGAGGGCGAACGUGACAUGGUCAUGCUCCAGCACAGGUUCGAGAUCGAGAACAAGGACGGCAGCAAAGAGGUUCGCACCUCUACGCUCGCUGACUACGGAGACCCCAAGGGCUACUCCGCCAUGGCCAAAUUGGUCGGUGUGCCCUGCGCUGUCGCUGUGCAGCAGGUGCUUGACGGAACCAUCAGCGAGAAGGGUGUACUUGCACCUAUGAGCCCUAAGAUCUGUGCUCCUUUGAUGAAGACGCUGUCCGAGAAGUACGGCAUUGAGUUCAAGGAGAAGAGCAUCCCCCAAUAG